AGGAAGCAGACGGAGGAUAGCCAUGUAUAAUAUACCGGGUAUCUAAACCGACAGACGGGGACAGCAUCUCGUCUUCCCUCGCUCGUUAGGAGCCGACUGGAAGCGGAGGGAGGCAGCGGGGCUGAGGGAAAGAUGGAGGAGAAGAAGCAGUUUCUUUGUGGGGUGGUGGAAGGUUUCUAUGGGAGGCCUUGGUCUAUGGAUCAGAGGAAAGUUCUCUUCCAAUGGAUGCAGCGUUGGGGGCUGAACACCUACCUGUAUGGUCCAAAAGAUGACCUAAAACACAGACUGUUGUGGAGAGAAGUCUAUUCUUCUGAAGAGGAGAGUCAGUUACGUACUCUCAUAGCGGAGGCCCAGUCGAGAGGUUUGAGGUUUGUUUACGCCCUCUCUCCUGGUCAGGAUAUUGUCUUCUCUUCUUCCUGUGACCUGACACUACUCAAACGCAAGCUGAGACAAGUAUCAGACUUGGGUUGCCAGGCAUUUGCCAUCCUGUUUGAUGACAUAGAUCAUUCCAUGUGUCAGGCCGACAGUGAGGCCUUCUCUUCAUUAGCUCAUGCUCAGGUCACAAUAACCAAUGAGAUCUAUCAGUUUUUGGGGGAACCACCUGUCUUCCUCUUUUGCCCAACAGAGUACUGCGGUUCUCUGUGUUCUCCCAGUGUAUCGAAGUCUCCCUACCUGCAGACUGUUGGAGAGGACCUGCUGCCCAACAUAACAGUAAUAUGGACAGGCAGUAAGGUCAUAACCAGGAAACUGUCUGUAGACUGUCUAGCUGAGGUGGAGUCUGUCCUCCAGCGCCCGCCGCUCAUCUGGGACAACCUGCACGCCAAUGACUAUGACUCCAGACGUCUCUUCCUGGGUCCUUUCAAGGAUCGAGAACCUCAGCUGAAGAGCCAUCUAAGAGGCCUGUUACUCAACCCUAACUGCGAGUUUGAGGCCAACUACAUCCCACUGCAUACACUGGGGAGCUGGUACAGAGCUGGACAGGAGGAGAGGAAAGAUGAGGAGUACGAGUACUGCCCUGAUAGAGCUCUGUCUGCUGCACUACACGAUUGGAUGGAGGAACUCAAUCAGCCUUUACAAGCAGGACGACAGAGCACACGAGCAGAGCAGCGUUCCUCUGCAACAGCAUCUCGAUGCAAAACUCCAGACAUAUCCAGCUGCCCCUCCACAUUCAGAGGGACCACUUCUGUGGCCAAGCUCCCUGUCUUCCCCCUCAACUCCAUCUCACCUCCACCAUCACCCAUUAAGGUUAAGGGGGAGAGGGAGACACAAGAGGGGGAGAAGAAGAGGACCAACCAGCCUAGUCAACAAAAUCACCAACCUCCAGCAUCCAGACCUGGAGCACCUUCAGGUGGAACCCGGGGACAGAAGGUCCAGGGUCGGGGGCACUGCUGUGCAAAGGGCAUGCUAAGUGAGUCCCAGGUGCGGCUGCUGGUGGGUCUUCACUAUCUGCCACAUGAACAUGGCCCAUCUGCCCAGAAACUAAUACAGGACCUGACCUGGCUGAAAACAAACUGCCACCUGGUCGGUGCUAACAGCAAGAAGGCAGCGGCUCAGAAGGCUGAUGAGUGGCGUGGCCGGGCCUCCAGGUUCCUGUCUCUUUGUGAAGACAUAGCACAGCUCCACUGCAGCGUGGUGGGUGGGGCCAACAGGGCGGUGCUCUACGACCUUUACCCUUAUGUGUGGGACCUGAGGAACACAGCUCUGGUGGCAAAGGCCUUCAUAUGUUGGCUAGAUGGGCGAGUGAUGAGUGACAGCUCCACCCUGGGCUCCUGGAGGAGCUGCUUCCACUGGUGUGGCAAGACAACAGGAGCAGAGCUACUGGGAGUGGAGUCAGAGCCAUGGGUGUUCAAAGGGGGCGUGUCUGGAGAGGUUCAGAUGCUUCUCCCUAUAGGCAGCAGCAAUGAACUCUUCACUCACCCUCCUCCUCUUUUCCCUACCUCUCGUCUCUACAAUGUCAGGCCCUACCACAUCAAGGACAAGGUGGAGUUGUAUCGGAUGGUCCGCCAGCUUCACCUGAGGACUCAGGGUGGCCAAGAGUCCAAUGCUACUCACCCAGAUGUCAUAGGAGACAGAUGUCUCGGACCUUGCCUGGCCUUAUCCCCCGAGUACAGCUUCAUCCUGGAGGAUGAGCUGGGUGUGUGUGGGUGUGUGUUGGGUGUCCUGGAUGUGCGCUCCUUUGCAAAGCGGUGCCAGGCCAGCUGGAUGCCUGCCAUGAGGGACAAAUAUCCACCCAGAGGAGGGAAUACACACCCCAGCACACAGGACUUGAUCCAACUGAUGGAGGAGGACCAGGGUGAGUACCCAGACUCCCUGCUCUACCACUUCCCCUCUCAGCUGCGACUGGACGCCCUGCCUGAGCUGGUGGACGUCAGCGUCAGCCGCACCCUGGUCACUGCCCUCCUCGCAGCACUCAAGGCCAACGGCUCUCAGGGCGUGUUCUGCGAGGUGCAGCCAACAGACCGUCAGAGACUGGAAUUCUUGACAAAGCUAGGUUUCCUGGAGAUCCUCAGAGGAGAAGCCAGGAGCAGAGAAGGAGUGGUGCUAGGAAGGCUGCUUUGAACCUAAACACACACACACACAUACACAGCACCAGAGCCAUGCAAAAACAAAUCCAUACACAAAGGCACCUACAUACACAGAAAUAUGUUAGAAACACUACAUAUAGAAGGCUCAGCUUUGGAAAGAAGCAGGAUCUGUAUUUUCUUUUUUUAAGAGCAAAAACUUCCUUAAAGGACCACUUUGGAUUCCUUUGAGUCUGUGUGGAAGUAAUAAGGAUGAAUCCUAAGAUUUCUGGGGAAUUUACACAAUAUAAAAUAAGCUUUGAUUUUAAACCUCUGCAGAGCUCUUCUAAUCUUUCUGGGAUUCUACUCUUGGCUGAGGAUUACAAGAUUUAGUCAAGUUUCAAGGUGGUCAACAGCAGAAUAGACUAAGAUGGGAGCAGAGUGUUAGAUCACAGCAGCAGCAAAGUUCUCUGUAACAGUGGAUCUAGUCUGUGUUAAGCUAAACUACAUAUUUACCCUACAGACCUGAGAGUGGUGACAGUUUUCUUAUCUGACUCUCUGCAAGAAAGCAUAUAAACAAAUUAUUCCUUUAAGUUAACAUGAGAUAUUCUCUCCUCCAGUACCCAAAGCUGCUAUGUUGAUCUUGUGCUCUGCUUCCAUGAUUUUCUUGAAAAUGUCGUUUUUGUUAAGUUAGGAUGUUGUUUCUAGGUUGUGACCAAAUCCAGGCAUGGCAUCACUGUUUACACUUACUUAGCUUAGAUGAAUGUUUACAUGCAUGAAGAACAAAACAUUGCGUGGCUGUUCACAGAGUAGGACUACUUGUGCUGACAUUGACACAAACACACUAUUAUAAUUUCAGUGGAAUGUUCUAACAUGACCAUAUUGAUGAAAAAUGUUUAUAGGGCUUUUCUCAACCAUCAAGUGUUAGGAGACACCAUAACAACACAAUGCAAGUGCAUGCAUGCUAAUAUUCAUCAGGAAAACAAAACAAAAUUGCAAAAAUAAUAGAUUUCUGUGCAUGAAAACAACACAGACAAACGCCUAUCUAAAGUUUACACAUAGUUCAAUUGGACAUACUGUAAUACUAAAUACCUCUCCUCCAUUUAAUAUCACUUACAUAGUUGUUAGAUGCUGUAAACAUCACAUUGCGUGUGCAUGGUGUAUGUGUGUGUCCUUUGUAUGAGUUGUGUGCAUGUGUGAGUAUGUGCCAGAUAUAAUAAGAGACAUUUUGCCUUUAUUCUGGACCAUGAUGAACACAAGCAUACAAGCAGACAUACACAUGCGCACACAGAGUCAUGCUAAAAUAAGCACAACAGCACUUGGUCAAAUCUUCACCUGAAAGUACAUACAACUAUGAAUGUUCAUCUUUUUGUAAUGCAGCUUGAAAACACACUACUGUUUGUGCAAGUGUUUAUAUUUCUACUUUAAUUUUUUUCUUUUUUAUUAUUAUGCCUGAUAAUUGCAGCCUGAAAGGCAGUUUUGUAUGUUUGUCCUUGUUACCAAUCUCCUCCCCGCUGUCUGUGAGAAGCUUCGUGGUAAAAUACUCCAGUCCCUGAGCUGAAACGUAUGUAAACAAAAAGCACAGAGAUGGAAAUGCAUGAUUUAAAAACGGCUUUAGAAAAGAUGUCAUUGUUUGUCACAGAAGGUUGUCACUUCACCUGUAUGGAAAGAAUAACUUCUUUAACACUACACCAUGAUAUGUGGUCCAAUUUAAUACAUGGGUGUGUUUGGGAAUAGGGAUGUGCACGAGGAACAUAACUACGUUAAACAUGUACACAGGCAACAUGAAGCACUGUGGAAAAAGUAAAAAUAAUGAACAAACCACAGAAAAGUACAAUGACUCUUUCAUUUAAGAGAACCUUUCAUGAUAAUAACAUUAACAUGCAUUCAUGCCACUACAUGUAUGUAUUCAUUGGCUCACUGUUUGCCUGCACUGAGGUACAAUUUGUUUUUACACCGAGUUCCAGUGGGGUACUGUGUGCUACGUCUAUGCAGGAAAUGAAAGGGGUUAAAAUAAUUAGAAUAGAAUUUAAUCGGUUUUUAUUGAUAACAGUUAAACUGUCAUUUUAACAACAAAUGAUUUUAUUGAACUGAAUUGUCAAU
Monopterus albus (swamp eel) is the source of this 4604-nucleotide messenger RNA. Its product is annotated as protein O-GlcNAcase. Lineage: Eukaryota; Metazoa; Chordata; Actinopteri; Synbranchiformes; Synbranchidae. Gene Ontology annotation, molecular function: beta-N-acetylglucosaminidase activity. Bases 133 to 2559 code for a protein of 808 amino acids. The record is from RefSeq and is a predicted model, not a curated record. The transcript is spliced from 17 exons. Gene Ontology annotation, biological process: glycoprotein metabolic process.